UCAGUUUUACCCAAUACUGUAUAUAUACGAGCGGGCGGGCCGGUCAGAGAUGAUACAAGUUCGGGAGUGAACGUUUGUCAUUCAAGAGUUUACGACUACCUACAUAAGGUGGGAUAUCUAGGCAGGCUCGAUGUUUAGGUUUCUCGUGAACUCAAAAUCGUUCCUUUGACGUCUCGUGGAAACAUCUGCGAUCUGUUCAUUAAACGUGAGGUAGACGAUACUGUUGUUUUUUUUUUUUGAAGCGAUUGAUCAAUGACGAUUCGUUAUUUACCAGGGUAAGUGUAGCACUGUAGUAGUGUAUGAGUUAUGUCUUUGUAGAGAGUCGGCGUCGAACGUUCCAGAACUAUCCACCAAUCCUUGUCUGGUCAUUGUUUCCCUAAGUGGGUCAAGCAACUUCUGAUGUAACAAUAGACCCAGUAGCCGCGGGUGGGCAGCUCAAGGCCGGGUAUUACGCACGCAUCCGACUUACAACACAUGGAAGUCAGUAAUUGGGAGCCACAUGGGCGGUAACUCUUGGCAACUCUAUGGAGUUGUUGUUCUUGUCGCUCUCUGGUGAAGAAGCGUAUUUCGAACGGCUGGCGACAAAGUCCUUCUUCUGAGCAGAGACAGACGUUAGUCUACUUCUCUUAUUUCUGUUGUAAGAGGUCAAAUUCCAUCACAGGUUAGAAUUUUCAGAAGUGAGUCCGACCCACUAUAGGUCUGAGAAAAUUACAACAAACUUCAGUGGGUCUUCUUAUAUCACUAGAAACACUAUAGCUAAUGGAACUGAAGACUUGAUCUUCAUUAAUCAAUAGUAAGUGGAAAAGUACUUUUACGAAAAAGACAAAACAAUAUAAUCAGUAACCCUUGAGACCAGAAAGAUAUGUCGGCCAUAAAAAGUGAGAUGCAGAGUCCAUGUACACUUAUGAAGACUGAAGCAACAUCUGUUGCUGAUGCACUAGAAGACCUGACUGUUAAUGUAAUACCUAAAGCAGAAAGUUCAUUUUGCUUUGAAUAUAAUGAGACAAAAUGUUUACAGAUUGGUUGCAUGCAGCACGACAAUAGCUUUGGCCAAAAUCUCCAUGAUAUAAAAAUUGAUCCAGCUGACCAGAAACACUGGAGGUGUGAGAAUGUUCCAAAAUUGGAGACAAAUUCUCCAAUUUCCAGUUCUCUCAUUAAAAUAGAAUGUCAGCCUGCUCACAUUGUGAAGACAGAAUGUAUGACUGAGCAUAAUCAUAGAGUAAAGAUUGAGAGGGUAUUGCCUGGUCAGGAGGUAGUUUGUCAUCCUAAUAGUGAUAAUGAAUUUUAUUGCAACUGCCAAGGCAUUACUUAUGAAGUAAAGACACAGUAUGGUCUACAUCAUCAUGAAAAUGCAAAUGGACCAGUUACUUCUGAGGUCAAGCUUGAAGAUCACUCUGCUCAGGAAGGUGGUUCGAUAGUAAAGGCAGAACCAACAAAAUCACACAGUCUGUACAAGAAAGGAUGGAACAUAAAGGUAGACACAAUGAUGAAGCACAUGAAGGCGCAGAGCGCACCACAGGAAGUGGGGUACAGUUGUAGGAAAAAUAAAGAUAUUUUACCAUUUUUAUCACAACCUGAACAAGAUGUUGUUGUUUCGGGGGGUAAAUAUACUCAGUUGAUGGAUAUUGUGACGGAGAGUCCUCAGCAUGAGACAAAUCUAAAUGUUACCGAGACUAGUGUCAAUUUCAAGUCAGAAGAACAGCGACAUAGUAAGGAUACAAAAUCUUAUGAGUGCAAAGUGUGUAUGUCUUCAUUCAGUUUUCCAUCCUUACUCAAAAAACACAAGUCAAUCCACAUUGGGAAACUUCAUAAAUGCAGAGUAUGUGAAGCUGCCUUCAAAACAUUAGGCACUUUGAAACAGCACAUGCUUGUUCACAGUGAUGAGAAACCUCACAAGUGCAGAGUAUGUGACGCUGCCUUCAAAAGAUUGGGCACUUUGAAACUGCACAUGAAUGUUCACAAUGAUGAGAAACCUCACCAUUGCAGAAUAUGUAAAGCUUCUUUCAAAACAUUAGGAAAUUUGAAACAGCACAUGCUUGUUCACAGUGAUGAGAAGCCUCACAAGUGCAGAGUAUGUGAAGCUGCCUUCAAAACAUUAGGCGAUUUGAAACAGCACAUGAAUGUUCACAAUGAUGAGAAACCUCACCAUUGCAGAAUAUGUAAAGCUUCUUUCAAAACAUUACGAAAUUUGAAACAGCACAUGCUUGUUCACAGUGAUGAGAAGCCUCACAAGUGCAGAGUAUGUGAAGCUGCCUUCAAAACAUUAGGCGAUUUGAAACAGCACAUGAAUGUUCACAAUGAUGAGAAACCUCACCAUUGCAGAAUAUGUAAAGCUUCUUUCAAAACAUUACGAAAUUUGAAACAGCACAUGCUUGUUCACAGUGAUGAGAAGCCUCACAAGUGCAGAGUAUGUGAAGCUGCCUUCAAAACAUUAGGCGAUUUGAAACAGCACAUGAAUGUUCACAAUGAUGAGAAACCUCACCAUUGCAGAAUAUGUAAAGCUUCUUUCAAAACAUUACGAAAUUUGAAACAGCACAUGCUUGUUCACAGUGAUGAGAAGCCUCACAAGUGCAGAGUAUGUGAAGCUGCCUUCAAAACAUUAGGCGAUUUGAAACAGCACAUGAAUGUUCACAAUGAUGAGAAACCUCACCAUUGCAGAAUAUGUAAAGCUUCUUUCAAAACAUUACGAAAUUUGAAACAGCACAUGCUUGUUCACAGUGAUGAGAAGCCUCACAAGUGCAGAGUAUGUGAAGCUGCCUUCAAAACAUUAGGCGAAAUGAAAAACCACAUGCUGGUUCACAGUAAGGAUAAGCCUCACAAGUGCAGAGUAUGUGAAGCUGCCUUCAAAAGAUUAGGCGAUUUGAAACAGCACAUGCAGGUUCACAGUAAGGAGAAGCCUUACCAGUGCAGUGUCUGUAAAGCUGCUUUUAAGUUCUUGGGUAAUUUGAAAAACCACAUGCUGGUUCACAGUAAGGAUAAGCCUCACAAGUGCAGAGUAUGUGAAGCUGCCUUCAAAAGAUUAGACACUUUGAAACAGCACAUGCAGGUUCACAGUAAGGAGAAGCCUUACCAGUGCAGUGUCUGUAAAGCUGCUUUUAAGUUCUCAUAUGUUUUGAAAAGACACAUGCAGGUUCACAGUGAUGAGAAACCUCACAUAUGCAGAGUAUGUAAAGCUGCCUUCAAAAAAUUAGGCAUUUUGAAACGUCACAUGCAUGUUCACAGUGAUAAGAAGGUUCACCAGUGCAGUGUGUGUAAGGAUGCCUUCAAAACAGUAUACCAUUUUAAACUCCAUAUGCAGAACCAUGGUAAUGAAGAAACCUCACCAGUGCUCCAUGUUUAAGUCCUCACCUUUCAAAAUGCACACAGUAAUCAGUGAUGUUACGCCUUCUCUGUGCAAUGUGUGUAAAAUUGUUUAAAAUCCAGGGAUGCUUGUGGUUACCAGAGCGGAGUAUAUGAAGCCUCCUUCAGAAGAUUAGACCUUUUGAAAGAACACAUGCAGGUUUACCGUGCUGAGAAACCUCAUCAAUGCAGUGUAUGUGAAGCUCCUUUUAGAUAUAUGUCUGUUUUAAAAAGACACAGGGUGAGUCAGAACGAUUUUAAACAUUACCACUGCAUUGUGUCUAAAGUUGCUUUCAAGUCCUCACCUGCUUAGAAAAUGCACAUGCUAAUCUACAGUGAUGUUAAACCCAAGUGCACUAUGUGUAAAGCUGCUUUCAGGCGCUCAUCUACUUUAGAAACACAUAUGAUGACCUACAAUUGUAUUUGUUUUCACCCAUGCUUUCACCCAUAAAGCUUUCUUAUCCUUGCAAAAUGUGCAAAUUUAAUUUUAUAUCAUCUAUUUCGAAAACACACAGGCUGAUCCAUAGAGGUGUUAAGCAUUGCUAACGCAAAGCUUGUAAUGCUUGUAUUAGGUCAUUCAAUUUAAAACAACACACGCUCAAUCACUGCUGUGUUUAACUUUACGGGUGCAGUUUGUUUAAAGGUGCUUCAGGUCAUUAUCUGGUUUAAAAUGUAACAUGGUGAGUCACAAUGAUGCCGAGGCUUCCCAGUUGAGUGUGUAAAAGUGUUGUUAGGGAGGUGUCCUUCAAAAGGCACAUGCUGAUGAACAGUGAGAGUGUGUGUCAAGCUGUUUAUUGGCUGUACAAACCAUCACAUGCCCAUCUACAGCUAUAGUUCAACUCUACCAGUGCAGUAUUACUGCUGUAUCUCCUGACUGUAGGAAAUUGAACAAUAUCUAAAAUUUGCAUCUGUUUAAAGAAUGUCAUCAUAUUGACAAAUACAUGUAUAUUCAACUUUUUUGUAUUAUUAUUUAACAGCUAAUGGGCUAAAAUUAAGGAAUGGAAGCUGGGGUUGUAUGUUGGGAGUGGGGGAGAAGGGGUAAAUAAAAUAGUAGUUGAUGGAAAGGGAGUUGAUAGUUGAAGGGGGUAAAUAUUUAUGUGGUAGACUUUUGAGACACACUCUUGGUUUUUCUAUUGACUUUUUCCUUGUAUUUAUUUUCUUUCUCGUUGUUUUGUUUUGUCUUAAUUUCUUUUAAAUACACAUUUUUUUGUUUUGCUUCUAAAUAAUAAAUGUUCAAUUUAACAUAACAUAUAACAUAAAAGUGUUACUUUUUAUUAAAAGCACCUUAUACGGUAUAUUUGUAUACAUUUUCAGAGAUAAUGAUCUACGUCUGUUUCAUGGACCGUUUGUUAUAUUGCUUUCUUUGUUGUUGUUUUGUAUUUCAGCUCAUUCUAAUGAUUGAUUUUCUGGCUGGAGUGAGCAUUUCUCCUAGCAUUUCAUUGUUUACAAAGCGAUUAACGUCACAUAGACCUAAUUAAAGUAAACCUUUUGGAUAGAAUGUUUUUGGUUUUCUGAUGCUUUUGAUUUAUUGAAAUUGAUGCCACAAUAACUGCAAUAUGUUUUUCUUGUAGCAUAUCCCUUGAUAUGCAAAUAAAGGCCAUAUCCCUGCUAGAGGACAAAUUACUUGAGAUGACUAAAUUAUUUACAUCAGUAUUAAGAAUUUCUUAUGCUCUGCUCAAUAAUGUUCAGCAGAUACGUUGGGGCUUUUCUUUUUCAACUUUCAUAAUAAAAAUUUGAUAUUCAGUGUUCUAGUUUUUAUAACCUGCAUCUGCAUGUUCCCUUUUGAAAUAUUGUUACUCAUGUCCAUAUAAAAAAAUAUACGG
Messenger RNA from Pomacea canaliculata, 5162 nucleotides. Its product is annotated as zinc finger protein 345-like. The record is from RefSeq and is a predicted model, not a curated record. The coding region runs from base 863 to 3340 and encodes 825 amino acids. Gene Ontology annotation, molecular function: DNA-binding transcription factor activity, RNA polymerase II-specific; RNA polymerase II transcription regulatory region sequence-specific DNA binding. Gene Ontology annotation, cellular component: nucleus. The transcript has 2 exons. NCBI's taxonomy places the organism in Eukaryota, Metazoa, Mollusca, Gastropoda, Architaenioglossa, Ampullariidae. Gene Ontology annotation, biological process: regulation of transcription by RNA polymerase II.